Molecule: messenger RNA, 4134 nt
Organism: Maniola jurtina (meadow brown)
Lineage: Eukaryota; Metazoa; Arthropoda; Insecta; Lepidoptera; Nymphalidae
Gene: Hrd3
Product: protein sel-1 homolog 1
Exons: 14
Coding region: 270-2528 (752 amino acids)
Biological process (GO): ERAD pathway
Cellular component (GO): endoplasmic reticulum membrane
Molecular function (GO): protein binding
Source: RefSeq, a predicted model, not a curated record
ACAUUUGACAAAAUUCAUCGAGAACGAGAAAUUGACAACAGGCGAGAAUACCAACUAAAAUAUUUAUUUCUAAAAUAAAACACGAAAUUAAUUGCAAAAGUACACGUGUAAAUUCGUAAGUGGCGGUCGUGUGAAAGUGCGCAUAUCAUAUAUAAUAUAAGCAUAAGUUUACACAAACAUUUCUUGCAAAAGAAUUUGCAUUAUUUUAGGGACACGUAAGUCGAGUGUUUCUCGUUUAUCUCGAAAUCUCCAAGACUAUAAAUGUAAACAUGGAGAAUUUAAAACUGUACAUCGUUUGGUUGUGCUUUGCGUUAUCGGCCAGUGAACUAUUGGGCCCUGAGGCGCGAAAGAAGUCAGAAGACGAUGACACCUCUUUGGAGGAUUUAAAAGAGGAGGGCCAUAGCGAUCCUGAGUUUUACAAUGAAAUAUCGGAGGCUAUGAACAAGGAGCUUAAGCAAAUGAGGGAGAUGAGGGAGUAUGCUGAAGCUAUAAGGAAAACAGCAGGGCUACUUAAAGGGGAAGAAGAAAAUAAAGAAACAGACCCAGUCCAGGCAGAAAACAGCCUAGAUCAAAUGGAGCACACAUUGAAGCUGCUGAAGAAAACUUUGUUCAGACAUGAACCUAACUGGAUUCAGGAUGCCAAGGGAGUUGUUGCCUUACAUGAUAAUGAGUUUGAGAAACCUGAAGAAAAUCCGCAGGACAUUCUUGAUACUUUGCCACCUUUACCAGAACAGGAAGAACCGGUGCUUACACCAGAAUUGUUAGAAGCAAAAGAACUGUACGAAGCGGCAGUAGCUAAACUAGACCGUAGAUCGCCCGACCUUCGCGGCGCGAUACUACAAGUCAAACAAGCAGCUGACAAAGGCUAUGUGCCGGCUAAGAUCAAGCUCGCCUGGUCCUACAUAUACGGCGAGGGUGUGGAAUUGGACGUACAGAAAGCGAAGACCAUAUUCGAAGAGUUAGCUGCAGAUGGAAAUGCGGAUGCGCAUGCGGGUAUGGGUUUCCUCUACGCCACGGGUAUAGCAGUGCCCGUGUCGCAGGCUAGGGCGCUUGUGCACUACACCCUGGGUGCACUAGGAGACAGCGACUAUGCACAGAUGGCACUGGCUUACCGCUAUUGGGCCGGCGUCACCCUUACUGGCUCCUGUCCCAAAGCCAUGGAUCUUUACAUGAAAGUCGCCAACAAAGUGGCAAGCCAAGUGAGCUUGAGUGGGGGUCCGGCGGUGCAGCGCGUGAGGCUGAUGGACGAAGCGGACGGCGGCUCACCCGGCUCCGCGCUCGACACUGAUCUUAUUGAGUACUAUCAGUUGCUUGCUGAGAAGGGGGAUGUGCAGGCACAGGUCGGUCUAGGCCAGCUGCACUUCCAAGGUGGUCGCGGAGUGACGCUGGAUCUCAAUAAGGCGUUGCAUUACUUCAAACAAGCCGCCAAAACUGGUAAUGCUGUUGCCAAUGCUUUUCUUGGUAAGAUUUACUUAGAGGGUGGUGACGGUAUAAAACCAGACAACGAGACCGCGUUACAGUAUUUCAAGAAGGCAGCCGAACUUAACAACGCUGUGGGACAAAGCGGCCUAGGAAUUAUGUACUUACAGGGUCGCGGGGUACCUAAAGACACGGCAGCGGCGUUCAAGUAUUUCACCAUCGCCGCCAACCAGGGCUGGGUAGAGGGGCAGUUGCAUCUCGGAUUCAUGUAUUUUGGUGGAAUCGGCGUGCAGCGCGACUUCAAGAAGGCGAACAAGUAUUUCUCGCUGGCGUCGCAGUCGGGCCACGUGCUCGCGCUGUACCACUUGGCGCAGAUGCACGCGCAGGGGCUCGGCGUCUUGCGCUCCUGCCCUACUGCCGUCGAGUUAUUCAAGAACGUGUGCGAAAGAGGUCCAUGGGCGUCUCGGCUGAUGCUCGCGCACGCGGCCUUCCGAGCCAGAGACUCCGACUCCGCCUUCCUGCAGUAUUUGUCGCUGGCCGAGCGAGGCUACGAGGUGGCUCAGAGUAAUGCUGCCUUCUUACUGGACGAGGGAGAGACCCGUAUGUUCUCCGAGUCGGAGCGCUGGGCUCGUGCUCUGCAGUUAUGGUCGCGGGGCGCGGCGCAGGGCUGCGCGGGCGCGCGCGUCAAACUGGGCGACUACCACUACUACGGACUCGGUACUCCGCAGGAUCUCGAUAGUGCGGCGCAUCACUAUCGAGUGGCUUCCGAGCAACUACACAACGCUCAGGCAAUGUUCAACCUGGGCUACAUGCACGAGCGCGGGCUAGGCCUGGCUAGAGACCUGCACCUCGCCAAACGAUGCUACGACCUGGCGGCCGACGCGUCGCCCGACGCCCGCCUGCCCGCCGCCUUAGCGUUGGCGAGAUUGCACGCGCACUCUGCCAUUGAGAAUAUGGUCGAGUCUCUCUGGCAGAGUCCACUGGCAGUGAUCUUCCUGAGCGGCGAGUCGCCCUUACUGUCCAACUGGGACAUCUACCUCAUCACGGCCCUGGUGGGAGCCCUGGGCAUCGUCAUCUACCUGCGCAGGCCUCCGCAGCCCGCCAACUGAACAUCACGAAGCGACAUUUGAUUUUCGAUAUUGUUCCAACGUUAGAAAAGUCGAUAAUGGUUUGGCAGUGAAAAAUUAUCUUCGCUGCGUGCGCUGAUGUGCGCUGGUCCUAGUAAUUUAUUAUGUAGUAUUUUGAACACCUGAGUUUGCAGUUUGCACCAUUGGUACCUACUGAUUCUGAGCGCAACUAAAUUUUAGAAUAUUCGCAUCUUUUUCUUACCAAUGGAAUAAGACAGGGAUAAACAAAUCUAGUUUAAUUUAGAAUUGUCAAACCUCGUGACCUUAACUGCCAGUUGUGAGCCUAUUGUUUAAAUUUGUUGAGUGCACUAAAAUUGAGUCUUUAAAUUUAAAAUUCAUUUUCCGUCCCUUUUUAGCAAUAUCAAAAAGAAAAAGAUGCAGGUACACUAAAUUUAGUUUAGCGAAAAACAUCUGCAGAAUCGACGCUGUUGUCUAAUUACAGUAAAGUUGCGCAAAAAUUUACGUCACGGGAGCGUUGUGCGUGCGUUUGAGUUUUGUACGACUUAUAUAAUUUGUACUGCGAAAUAUGUAUAUAACUUGUUAUAUAAAUCUGCCCCCCGAUUGUGUAAGAACAAGGUAUUCAUCAUUAUCGUAAUCGAAAGCGAAUUCGGCCAUUUGAUUGGUUGAUUCGCUGUUUACAUUUUUUAAUAACCAAUCAAGGGGCAGACUUUGCUACCCAUUACGAUAGCGAUGAAUACGUUUUUCUUACAUUAUUGAGAGGCGGGUAUAAUACGUCCAAACUAAGAAAAGGAAUAUUUUUUCGCCAUAUUGUGAUGAAACAUACUUUGAUUCAAUACAUUUUCUAGAUUUUGUAGUAUUUCACUCAAUACGAUGAGGACAUCAUCGUUAUUAUUAACUCAUCGCCGACUCACUACUGAGAAUGGGUUUCAACUUAGAAUGAGAAGGGCAAUCCGAACUUAAACUUAGCAAACAUGGUCGACGUUGGCUAAGUUGACUUUCCUAUUCUUAUUUUGGACGCAUUAAGUAUAUUAUUAUUGUUAUUGUAGUAGCUUUGAUUGCUGUGACCAGAUCAAGGUUUGACAGCUGGGUCAUAUAAAACACGAGUUUUGAGGGUAGUGUAAAAAGUGCAAUGUAUUGGUGAAAACUAGAAAAUUGUAAAAAAUUUAAUUUAUUGUUGUGUGUAAGCGGCGAAAGUGUUCUGAAAGUUGUCUACAAUGAAAAUAAGUAAUCUUGUGAAUUUUUUGUUUCUCUGAGACCAUUAAAGCGUACAUGAUAAUAUGAGACCUAUAUAUAGAUUGAUGUUCCAUUAUAAAGUCUCAAAGAGUACUGACUGAAGAAACUGACUAAAUAACCUUAUACUACUACAUAUAGAACUUGAGAUUUUGCAUGUUCCUUAUAACAUUAACCCGUAUUCAAGUCAUCAAGUCAUUUUUUACGCAUUAUACUUGUUUUGCACAUACUAUACAUUUUGGCAGUUCUAAGCUAGGCUAGUCGCUACAUAGCCUUGAAAGACAUUCAACAAAUCUAUUGCAAGUUGGUGACUCACCAAAUCAAUUUUGAUUGUAUUAAGUUGAUCGUGUGAUAAAAACGCUUUGUAAAUAAAAUGAAAUAUAGAUUUUAUAAGGUU